Molecule: messenger RNA, 894 nt
Organism: Hyphopichia burtonii NRRL Y-1933
Lineage: Eukaryota; Fungi; Ascomycota; Pichiomycetes; Serinales; Debaryomycetaceae
Product: F-actin-capping protein subunit beta
Exons: 1
Coding region: 1-894 (297 amino acids)
Biological process (GO): barbed-end actin filament capping; cell morphogenesis; actin cytoskeleton organization
Cellular component (GO): cytoplasm; F-actin capping protein complex; actin cortical patch
Molecular function (GO): actin filament binding
Source: RefSeq, a predicted model, not a curated record
AUGUCUUACGACGAUAGAUACGAUGCAUCUCUUGAUUUAUUGAGACGUUUGGAUCCCAAAGAUAUCUCCAAGAACUUGAAUGAUAUAUGUACUUUGAUUCAAAACGAUUCCCAAGCAGAAGCCGGUGAGAAUGAAGAUUUGACUCAAGAUUUGUUAUCAUCGGUUGAUAUACCAUUGAAGGUUGCCAAAUGUAAAGAGUCCGGAAAGGACUACUUGUGUUGUGAUUAUAACAGAGACGGAGACUCGUACAGAUCUCCAUGGUCUAAUAAGUAUUAUCCAACUGUUACAACCGACGAAGCACCUCCUUAUCCUUCCAAUAUUUUAAGACAAUUAGAACUGAAGGCAAACGAAAGUUUUGACAUCUACCGUGAUUUAUACUAUGAUGGUGCUGGUGCAUCAUCUGUUUACUUAUGGGACACUGCUGAAGAAGAAACUGAAGAAGAAGAUUCAUUAUCUGCUGGUUUUGCUGGAGUUGUUUUAUUCAAAAAGGAAACAGAGGACAACUCUGGAAAGUGGGAUUCCAUUCAUGUUUUUGAAGUGAUACCUGAAGGAACUACAUCUGCAACUUAUAAGCUAACCUCUUCCGUUAUUCUUGAUUUACAAAAUUCCUCAAAGGGAUCAUUAUCGUUAUCGGGUAAUUUAACUAGACAAAUUGAAUCAUCACAGCAUUUAUCUUUAGAUGGAGGGGUUAAUUUGGAAACGGCUCACUUAAUCAAUUUAGGUACUUUGAUUGAAAAAUCGGAAUCAAAUGUUAGAAAUUUACUUCAGGAAGUUUAUUUUGAUAAAUUGAAAAAUAUCAUGUUGAGGGAUUUGAGGUCUGUUGGUGAUCUCAAUAGUCAACAAUUGGAUAAAUCCAAACAAUCUGAAUUAAUCAAAGGUUUGCAAGGUUUGUAG